CCUCCUGGAGCUAGGGGCGAGCCUGGUAAAUCUAUCUCAGCUCCCUCUAUUGUGACAGCUCCCAUGUCUAUAGUCGUGAAAGAAACUGGUACAGCUUCGUUUCAGUGUGAGGUUGAAGGGAAUCCGCAGCCAAAAGUCAUAUGGCUAAAAGAUAAUUCCAGUCUCAUUGCAGAUAAACGCAUUGUGUCAACUGGUGGAGGCCUGCUGAUCAAUGAUGCUACGUCAAAAGAUGACGGAACCUACACUUGUGUAGCAAGGAAUAUUCUUGGGGUUAUGACGUCAUUGGUUAGGUUGACUGUUCAAGUUGGUGCAUUGAUCAUUCAGAAACCCUCAUCUGUUAUUGUUGAAGAAGGACACAAAGUGAGUGUGGUCUGCCAAGCUACUGGUCAGCCCACACCGACCAUCACGUGGCGAAAAGCAUUCGGUCACAUGUCAAAGGAAAGAUCAAGAGUUCUCAAUGGCAGACUAGAAAUAACCCGUGUGACUAAAACAGAUGGUGGAGACUACAUAUGUUCUGCAAAGAACAUUCUUAACGAGGACUCCACCCGUACACAAGUCAUCGUGUUGGAAAAACUAAAGUUUACAUUAUUCCCUCCCCUUAAAGGUUUAACCAUACCCUCAGUAAAUGUGUUAUUGACUUGCGAAGCACAAGGAGCAAGAGAGAUUGUGUGGCAGCGGACAGGCCAAGGUCUGCCUUCAGGUCACGUAGUUUAUUCAAAUGGCUCCCUUCUUCUUAAAAAUGUCUCCCCGACUGAUGCUGGAUCCUACACUUGCAUUGCGAGAAAUUUUCAUCGCUCCAUCGAAACAAGCAGCGUGCUUGAAGUUGGAAAACCAUCUUCUUGUAGUGAAAUUAAAAAACAAAAUAAAGGAACAUCUUCGGGUACCUAUACGAUUGACCCUGAUGGCGAAGGAGGCGUGACACCCUUUAGUGUGUACUGUGACAUGAGGAAUAAAGGUGGGGUUGGUGUGACGGUUAUCAGUCAUGAUAGUGAGAGCAGAACUUAUGUUGGGAACAUUCCUGGAUGUAGCAGUUCAGGAUGUUACAGUGAAGAUGUGCGAUACACUGGAGUCAGCACCGCUCAGCUAUCAGCACUCACUCGAGUCUCACAGAACUGUGAACAGUUUAUCAAAUUUGAGUGCAAUAAUGACAUAAAUUUUAUUGAGGAGAAUUUUGCUUGGUGGGUGUCACGUGGUGGAACACAGAUGAAUUACUGGGGAGGAGCUACAGGUCAUGACAAGAUGUGCGCAUGUGGAGUAACAAAUUCUUGUUCCGAUGGUAAGAAGUGUAACCGUUAUAACAGUGGCAGAGGCUGGAGAGAGGACAGCGGUUUGUUAACUGCUAAGUCUGUUCUGCCUGUGACACAAAUCAGACUCGGAGAUUUGAAUGCCCAUGAUGAAGAAGGAUAUCACACAUUAGGAAAACUCAAGUGUUAUGGUGUGGCAUAAGAUUUCAUCGUUUCAGUUACUCCGCCACUAAACACAAUGCAGCAAGUGUAAUUACCAACAGUUGUUAUGUGAGUGGGAGGCAACUGAUCCUUUAAACAAAAAAACACUGAUCCUUCUGACAUUUUAGUUUCGUCAGUUACAUCUUAGGGACUAAGAACUGUUAAAUACCUGAUUAUUUCGAAUUCUUAUUUUUUUUAAUGAGAUGACGGUAUAAUUUGUAUUUUUCGGAGCCUCAUACUAAGUAAAUACACAAGGCAACGGGCUAAAAAAAAGCUCGACCCUAUUGUUAAAUCUGUGUUAGCUUUCUACUUUCCUCGCAAAUUUAAUUUAACGCGACUGAUCCUGUGAACGAAAAAUACUAAUCCUUCUGACUAUUUAGUUUCAUCAGUUGCAUUUUAAGAACUGUUAAAUAAGUAGCCGCCUAUUUAUAAUUUUUGUUUUAUAGACGGUGACCACAUAAUUUAUUUUCUUUUUCGAAGCCUCAUACUAAGAAAAUACACAAGAGGGCUCGGCCCUAUUUGCUAGAAUAAUCUUCUCAGCCCUUCUACAAGUGGCAGUAUUUACCCCAAUGUAUACCAAAUCCUCUUAUGCUGAACGUUAUGUCUCUUUUACCAGUGAUAUCGUUAGCGGCAAGGCGUUUACAGAGCUUUAGAAAUGUGUGUUAGCUUUCCUCUUUCCUUACAAAUUUAAAGUAGUAUUGGAGUUCCUAGAACUGAUCAACGUUACUCGGCCAGACUUAGGGGAAAGGGGGGAAAAGGACACUGCUACUCUCUAUCACAGACUCUUCUCGUCUGGCUGAAAAGUCAGGACGUAAAAAAAAAACCAGUGAAAAUGUUAUUGAUGUUAGCGCACCGCGGGGAUCUCUUGGAGUGACGUCGGAGCGCCGCGUGAACUCCAUGAGUGAGGCGCUUUCCCCGUCGAGAUCAAAACAUGUCUUUUCUUUUCUAAAAUUAAUUCUUCACUUGACCUUUAGCUUUCCACCAAUAACCUAAAAAUAUGUUGUAUAAAAGUGAAACCAUAGCUCAGUAAUAUGGGUUUGAAUCAAAUCCAGUAAAAACUGAGGAAACCACAUAGGGUCAGACUGAAGGAUGAGAUGAUCAAAACAAUUGUUUGUUAGGAUCAAAUGUCAAAGAAUCUGAGCUGCCA
Stylophora pistillata is the source of this 2592-nucleotide messenger RNA. RefSeq lists its product as uncharacterized. NCBI's taxonomy places the organism in Eukaryota, Metazoa, Cnidaria, Anthozoa, Scleractinia, Pocilloporidae. The record is from RefSeq and is a predicted model, not a curated record. Gene Ontology annotation, molecular function: extracellular matrix structural constituent.